ACCUGUUCACCCUCCAAAAUGUAGCCUUGUUUGGCAUUGCUCAGCCUGUAUUCUGUAAGGCUUUUAUAACCGCACUGGCACUGGCCAUAGCAGACCCACUCGUCGGUAUUCAAGUUGCUGUUGCAGCACUCACGCCUUGCUAGCCAAAUCCCAUCUCAGAUAUCAGCACGCUGUUCUUCGAGUGAAUGAAAACGACAAUCCUACGCUCUUUCUCAACGGCCAACAUACGUUCCGUAUGGCCUCAAUUGCAACGUUGAAGCGCAUGAAUGCGCAGACCCUCAGCCAGAAAAUUCUCGAAGAGCAAGAAGCCCAAGAUCUUACGUUCGCUGUCGUUGACGUGCGUGACGAUGACUAUCUCGGCGGCCACAUCAAGUCUUCGUUGAACAUCCCAUCCCACACGCUCGAUGCGGCAAUGCCCACACUAGUGCGUCGCCUGGCGGACAAGAAGACCGUCGUGUUUCACUGCAUGCUCAGCCAGCAGCGUGGCCCUUCGGCUGCCCUGAAGUACUUGCGGGAGAGAGACGGGGUGCUCAAGACCCUUGGACUUAAGGCCGCUGAGGAUCAGGAGGUUUUCGUCCUCGACCUGGGGUUUUCUGGGUGGCAGGACGCGUUUGGCGAGGACGAGAGGUUGACGGAAGGGUACAGAAAGGAGCUCUGGGGCCAGGACUAAUGAUGAUCACUUUAGGCUGCUGUUGCUGCUGGUUGUGAAUGAAAGCGACACAAUGUCGGUUUUAGAGCCACUACGCAGGUACUCCAAAAUAUACAACGAGACCCCAUACAUCCUCGGCUCACACUGACGACAAGAAGCAGCGCUCGCAAGCUACACUGUCUGUGAUUUGCGAUUGCUGUUUCGUCGGCUGGAGAACAUCACUACCUGCACAACGUCGUCCCAAGCCAUUGAGUCUACUACCAGAGUCCAUCAAUAUGGCCACUUUGCAAAAGUACAGUAGGGCCAAGCGUAAAAGCCAGAGCCGUUCUCAGCGGCUAUGAAGAGCAAAAAUGAAGCUUAUCGGAUUUGAACCGAUGACCUUGUGGAAGUUCCGAG
Molecule: messenger RNA, 1045 nt
Organism: Emericellopsis atlantica
Lineage: Eukaryota; Fungi; Ascomycota; Sordariomycetes; Hypocreales; Bionectriaceae
Product: Rhodanese-like domain-containing protein
Exons: 2
Coding region: 236-670 (144 amino acids)
Cellular component (GO): cytoplasm; nucleus
Molecular function (GO): protein tyrosine phosphatase activity
Source: RefSeq, a predicted model, not a curated record